This is a messenger RNA of Pseudopipra pipra, 3303 nucleotides long. RefSeq names its product tetratricopeptide repeat domain 24 (gene TTC24). The record is from RefSeq and is a predicted model, not a curated record. Gene Ontology annotation, molecular function: protein binding. Lineage: Eukaryota; Metazoa; Chordata; Aves; Passeriformes; Pipridae. Bases 1351 to 3207 code for a protein of 618 amino acids. The transcript is spliced from 12 exons.
GCAGGGGGAACUGGUGGGUGAAGGUCCAAGCAGGGGCUGCUGAGGGACCCCACUACGGGCUGUGCCCAGGGGCCAAGGCUGUGCCAGGCCCAGGGUGCCAGCCCUGGGGUUCACUGUGCCCUCCUUGCUCUGCAACUGUCCAUCAACCUGCGCCAAAGCACAGACCUGCCCUGCCACGAACCAAGCCCCCAGCGCCUGCCAUGAGCUGCCGAGACAGUGAGGGGCCAGUUGUGCCAUCCAUGGCGUGGUUGUGUCAUCCCUUGUGCCCGUGUCCUGUCCAUCAUGCGCUGGUGCUGCCCAGCGCACAGUUGUGCCCUCCACUAUGUGUUUGUAGGAUCCAUCAGUCCUGGUUCCGGCUGGCAUGGAGCUAAAAUAUUCUUCUCAGUAGCUGGCACAGUGCUGUGUUUUGGAUUCGGAAUGAGAAUAAUGUUGAUAACGCCAAUGUUUUGGUUUUUGCUAAAUUGUGUUUCUCCUAAGUCAAGGGCCUUGAGGGUUUUUUGUGCCUCAUGCUCUGCCAGUGAGAAGGUUCACAAAAGAAACUGGGAGGGAGCAUAGCCUGGGCAGGUGACCCAAACUGGCCAAAGGGAUAUUCCACACCAUAGACCAUCAUGCCCAGUAUAUAAACUGGGGAAAUUACCUGGGAGGGGCUGAUCUGGGUUUGGGAAGGGAGUCUGGCAUCAGUCAGCAAGUGGUGAGCAAUUGUAUUGUUUAUCACUUGGGGGUUUUUUCUUUCCCUUUUUUUAAUUAUUAUUACUUACCAUUAUUAUUGUAUUUGACUUUGUUUUCUAUUUUUAGACCGUUCUUAUCUCAACCUACAAGUUUCACUUUUGAUUCUCCUCCCUAUUCCAUGGGGUUGGAAGGGAGAAAAAGGGGGAUUGAGCGAGUGGCUGUGUGGUGCCUAAUUUCCAUCUGGGCUUAAACCACGACACUGUCACCCAGUUUGUGCCGUCAGUCCAUGACAGGUCUCACACCGGUGCUGCUGCACGGAGUUGCCAUGGCGCUGCACACCAUGCUGGUGACAGGGAUGAAACCAGAGUCAGCGGAGCCAUUGCAGGAUGUGCUUCCCCAGGAGCUUUGUCCCAGCCUGUGCCAGCUCCUGCCAUGCUCCUGCCACUCAGAACUCGCUGUGCUCCAGCACCAGGCGCCAGCGGCCAUCACUGGGGGGCUGCGACUUGCUCGGGGCAACUUUCCAGGAAGCCCAGGUGGAGAGGCCCCUCGGACCCCCUCCAUCCAGCCCCAUCAGAGAGCUGUGACUUGCAGCAGCGACGGCAGGGAUGCCCUGUCCCUCCCCUCCCUGCUCUCAGCACCCUUUGCGCCUGAAGAGCAAACAACAGGUCACUGCCCCUGCUUAUGGCUUCAGAGGAGGCUGCUGACCCAGGAGUGCAACCCACCGCCCCUGACAACCCCAUCCUCACCACCACCACCACCCCUGCAGCCCCUGCAGCCUCCACAGCCCCCACCAACCCUCCCAGCUGCAAGAAGAGCCUGAAGAAAAAGAAGAAGGCCAAGGCCAGGGGAGAUGCCCAGGAGGGAGGUGAUGAGGUGGCGGGGAGGGUGGCUGCGAUUGAGGGGCUCACACAAGCCGGGCGCCAGGCACUGGCACUGGGUGCCGGGCAGGAGGCAGUGGGGUGCUUCAGGAAGGCCCUGCUCCUCUCCAGGGACAUGGUGAGCACUCAGCUCUGCAGGGCUUGUGCCUUCAACCUGGGGGCUGCCUACGUGGAGACCGGGAAGCCCAGAAAGGCCCUUAAGUUCCUCCUCCAGUCCCAGCCCUUGGAGAGGGAGAAUGGGGAGCACUCGGGGGACCUUUAUUUCAACGCUGGGGCAGCUCAGGAAGGGCUUCAGGACUUUCCUAAGACUUGUUUUGGCAAAACCACUGGCCACAGUGACGGCGGUCGAGCAGGGACCCACAUGCAGAUGGGCUGCCGCUACCUGGGGAUGCGGGAGCCAGCACGAGCCGCACGGUGCUUCCUGGACGCGGCACAGACCUACACGGCAGCAGAGAGCCCCGAGGCCGCAGCGGUGGCUCUGAGCAGGGCGAGUGGCUCCAUGCUGCAGAGCCGGCGGUUCCGAGCGGCAGAGAUCACAGGGGUCCUCGCCCAGUGCCGCUCGCUCUGUGAGACCAUCCCCGACCCGGCCCUGCGAGGGAAACUCUACUUUGACAUCGGCCUGGGUUACUCCCAGCUCCACAUCUUCUCCCUGGCUGUUGAGAGCUUCGAGCGGGCCCUCGGGCUCUGCAGAGGAGAGCUGGAGCGGGACUGGCACCGGGAGGCUGCACUGCUGCAGAACCUGGGUGCUGCCCACAAUGCCCUGUGCAGUUUUGGCACAGCGCUGGGCUGGCACCAGCGCGCGGCCGCGCUGCACGGCACUCUGGGGAAACGGAGGGCACAGGGGCAGUGCUUCGGGAAUCUGGCAUACGCCUGGAGCCGGCUCGGGAACCAUGAGGCUGCCGCGGAGAACUACCUGCACGCCCUGCAAGCCUUCCGGGACUCAGGGGACGUGCAGGGGCAGUGGCAAGCAUGUGAGGGGCUGGGCACAGCCUGCUUCCACCUGGGAGACCCCCAGAAAGCCAUCGGGCACUACCAGGAGGCCCUGACUUUGCUUUCCCACUGCCAGGACACCCCCAGAGCUGCCCGAGAGCAGGUUGUGCACAAGCUCACAGAUGCCAUCCAGCACCGGCUCUGCCUCAGUGGCCGCCUCUCCCAGCGUGGGGGCCGAGUGCCCACCCCAGCUCUGCAGGAGCUCAGCCAGCUGCGGUUUUGCUCCAUGCUGCCCCAGGCCAGCGGGACACGGGUCCAGAGGAGUGAGGUGUCCUUUGGAGGGAAAGCCCAGGACCAGCUCUACAUGUAUGUGCCAGGAGCACAUCCCAAGCAUUCAGGCAGAGGAGUGGCCCUGACUGAUGGCCUCGCGCUGGAGCCCUGCAACCCACACAGCAUCCUGAGCACCUCUGGGGAGGAUGAGGGUGGUCCCGAUGUGGCUCCAGGGUGUCUGAGUCAGCCCCAGGCUAACAGUAACAGGACCACCCCCCUGUGCCUGGCCCCACCACCCCACACAGACCUCCAGCCAUGGCAUCGUGACCACCAAACCCUCCAGCCAAGGCCUCUGGAGCGCCCUGGCGAUGACCCCACUGCCACUGUCACCAGCUGCUGGCCCCGCCGGGAACCUCGCAGAGGGACCAGGACACUGUCCCUUGUCUGCAACCUUGUGUGACCAGCAGGACACGUGGGAGAUGCCGUUUCUCGGGAGGGCUCUCCAGCCCCAAGUUGGAGCAGGGGGGCCCAUUGAGCCAACACGGUUUUGACCCCA